ACUUUUGUAGUACAUAAACCGAAGACUUCAUUACUAUUCCGACAUUGUCGCAUGUUGAAUGGCAAAGUACAACAAAUUUCGAAAAAUCGAAGGUAAAUCACAUAAAACACAAAUUACUUUGUAAUCUUCAGUAUUACGCAUUGAAUGUGUGUUCGUGAUCGAUAAGUGUGAAUGGUUUUAUUUCUUCUUUGAAUGCGACCGAAUCGGAACAGCCGUGUCGUUUGCUGCUAAACAAAUUCAGUCAUUAUCAGGAGUGCUGGUUAACCGAUUUAAAUCUGGCGCACAAAUAAACGAAGGAAAGAAAGAAAAAUAUUUCGUUUUGCAAAAGAAUCAACAAAACAAAUUUGUUCGAAUAAAUUUUAAGUUACUCUUUCUCUCGUGAGUGUGUGAAAAUAUUUCGUUUAUUUGCCGUGCGCAGUGUGACAUUUUUUACAAUAAUAAAAAGUCGCAGAAGAAAACAACAAAAAAAAAUGCUAAAAGUAGAAUGGGCACCACUAAAUGUACCGCUUCGCCGGCGUUUACAAACUAUCUCCGUUGCGAUCGAAAUGUUCUUGGUAGUACUCGGCAAUGUUGCUGCCCUAAUUGUAUUCGGUUUGUUAUUGUUUAAAGGAAAUACAGUCAUUCGAGUGCUGUGCGUCGUGUAUAUGGGUUUCAUGUACUAUGAUAGAGAUGCCGGUAAAAAUGGAGGCCGUGGUUUCGGGUCUCAAUGGUUUCGCAGCCUAACGAUUUGGAGCUAUUUUGUUGAAUAUUUCCCCAUCGACUUGGUAAAAACUGUGGACAUCGAUGCCAACCAAAACUACAUUUUCGCCAUGUUUCCACAUGGUGUGCUGAGUUCCAGUGCCUUUGGCAAUUUCAAUACGAAUUAUUCGAAAUGGAAAACCUUAUUCCCGGGCAUCCGAUCAAAAAUAAUGACGCUCGACUUUCAUUUCUACGUGCCGUUGUUCCGAGAAGUUGUGCUUGCUUGGGGCAUGGGAUCGUGUGCAGCUCAGAGUAUUAAAAAGCUGCUGAGACAAUCGAAUGAUAUUAAAAGCGAGGAAAAUAGAGACGGAUAUACAUCGAAUGCUGUGCUGAUAUUUGUUGGAGGUGCUCAAGAAGCUCUUUACUGCCAUCCACGAAACUACACCCUUGUUCUGAAGAAACGCAAAGGUUUUAUUAAAUUGGCAAUAGCAACCGGCUCAUCGUUAGUACCAUGCAUAUCCUUUAACGAAGUGGAUAUAUUCGAUCAGCCGGCCAAUCCGCCCGGUUCAAAGAUGCGAAAGUUUCAAGACUAUAUUCGCAGUGUUACUGGUGUAACACCGGUUUUGUUCAAUGGCCGCGGCUUCUUCCAAUACUCUUACGGCUGGCUACCGAAACGUCGUGCUAUAACAACCGUUGUUGGAUCGCCCUUGGUUGUUGAAAAGAAUGAAAAUCCAUCACCGGAACAAGUCGAUAAAUUACACGAUCGGUUUUGCGAACAUUUGAAUGAUUUAUUCGAAACGCAUAAGGCUAAGUACAUUGAGGACCAUGAAGAAGUUCAUUUGAAUAUUAUUUAGGGCGGCUGUGAUGGAUUCAAUUAUACCAAAAAUUUACAUUAGUUCGUUACACGAUCGUUUUUUAAGUAAAAAAAAAUUGUUAGUAAAUAUAGCCUAUAAGUUAAACGUAAUUUUGUACAUUGAACAUCCGUUUUGUAUACCAAAAAUUCUUCUUAAUUGCGUCGUAAUUAAAACGAAAAUUAAGUGAAAA
Messenger RNA from Bradysia coprophila, 1722 nucleotides. RefSeq names its product 2-acylglycerol O-acyltransferase 2-A-like. The record is from RefSeq and is a predicted model, not a curated record. Gene Ontology annotation, molecular function: diacylglycerol O-acyltransferase activity. Gene Ontology annotation, biological process: triglyceride biosynthetic process. Gene Ontology annotation, cellular component: endoplasmic reticulum membrane. Lineage: Eukaryota; Metazoa; Arthropoda; Insecta; Diptera; Sciaridae.